Molecule: messenger RNA, 966 nt
Organism: Erinaceus europaeus (western European hedgehog)
Lineage: Eukaryota; Metazoa; Chordata; Mammalia; Eulipotyphla; Erinaceidae
Product: olfactory receptor 13C8
Exons: 1
Coding region: 1-966 (321 amino acids)
Biological process (GO): G protein-coupled receptor signaling pathway
Cellular component (GO): membrane
Molecular function (GO): G protein-coupled receptor activity; olfactory receptor activity
Source: RefSeq, a predicted model, not a curated record
AUGGAAAGGAUCAAUGCUUCCAUGUUAACAGAAUUCGUCCUCAUUGGACUUUCUGCCCACCCCAAACUCCAGACAGUCUUCUUUGUGCUGGUUUUGUGGAUGUACCUGGUCAUCCUGCUGGGAAAUGGAAUCCUUAUGUCAGUAAUCGUCUAUGAUUCUCACUUGCAUACCCCUAUGUACUUCUUCCUGUGCAACCUUUCCUUCCUGGACAUUUGUUACACAAGCUGCUCUGUUCCGUUAAUUCUUGACAACUUCUUGACAGUGAAGAAAACAGUUUCCUUCUCUGGGUGCAUGGUGCAAAUGUUUUUCUCCUUUGCCAUGGGGGCCACAGAGUGUGUGCUUUUAGGGAUGAUGGCGCUCGAUCGUUACAUGGCCAUCUGCAACCCACUGAGAUACCCUGUUAUCAUGAGCAAAGCUGCCUAUGUGGCCAUGGCCACGGGAUCCUGGGCUGCUGGGCUUGUUGACUCAAUGAUACAGACAUCUCUCGCAGUGAAAUUACCAUUCUGUGCUCAUAAUGUCAUUAACCACUUUGUCUGUGAAAUUCUGGCUAUUCUAAAACUGGCCUGUGCUGAUAUUACAAUCAAUGUGAUUAGCAUGACUGGGUCAAACCUGAUAGUUCUAGUCAUCCCGGUGCUAGUGAUUGGCAUCUCUUACAUUUUCAUUGUUGCCACUAUUCUGAGGAUCCCUUCCACUGAAGGAAAGCGUAAGGCCUUCUCUACCUGCUCAGCCCACCUGACAGUAGUGAUCAUAUUCUAUGGAAGCAUCUUCUUCAUGUACGCGAGGCCCAAGUCUAAGAACUCUUUUACGAGAAGUAACCAAGAUGUUAUUGAUGCUCUCAUUUCCCUCUUCUAUGGAGUAGUGACACCCAUGCUCAACCCGCUUAUUUACAGUCUAAGGAACAAGGACGUAAAGGUUGCUGUGAAGAACAUGUUCGGGAAGGAAAAACAAUCACGCUUAAGUCUUUAG